Molecule: messenger RNA, 1293 nt
Organism: Drosophila bipectinata
Lineage: Eukaryota; Metazoa; Arthropoda; Insecta; Diptera; Drosophilidae
Gene: Vha36-2
Product: Vacuolar H[+] ATPase 36kD subunit 2
Cellular component (GO): proton-transporting V-type ATPase complex
Molecular function (GO): proton-transporting ATPase activity, rotational mechanism
Source: RefSeq, a predicted model, not a curated record
ACUUAAAACUACUGAAAUGAACUGUCAACAAACUCUGAAAGUUCAGAACAAAUUGUUCAACACAAUACAAAAUUCUCAAAAUUGUAGUUACGUCAGUUUUUCCUGACUUUUGGCCUAAUCCCGAAAUUCUAAAACCGCCUUUGCCAUGGCCAAACGUGAUAUCCUGCCAAUCUUUCCCUCGCGCGCCAACUCGGUGCUCAUGAAGCAUCGCGUGGCAGCCGGAAAGCGAGGAGUGAACCUUUUGAAGCGAAAACGCGACGCCAUCGACAUGAAGCUCCGGGAUCUGAAAAAGAACUUUGGUGACAUGGAUGAGCUGGCGGACGACAGCAUUCGGGAGGCGAUAUUCUCAAUGGCGAAGGCCAAUCUCCUGGGCACCGACUUCAAGCCACAAAUGGUGGGCUCAAGCAGGGUGGCAACCACAUAUCUUCGUCGCACUCAACAGAAAAUCGUGGGCGUGACCAUAAACGUUCUCGAACUGGAGUCCAAGGGCGGAGGUGCCUUUCCCCUGGCAGGACUCAGCUGCGGAGGAAUACAGGUUAACCGGAUUCGUGAAGCCUAUUUGGAAGCUCUGAAAAGCUUGACCCAAGUGGCCUCCUUAGAAUACCAGAUUCGCAUGCUGGAGGCUGCCUCGCGUCAGACCAACAUGAGAGUUAAUGCCCUAGAGCACGUGGUGAUACCCAUUCUGCAAAACACCUACAACUACAUCCAGGGCGAGUUGGAGGAGUUUGAGCGCGAGGACUUUUACCGACUGAAACGAUCGCAGGCCAAGCAGUUGGAAGCCAAGAUGGCCUUCACCGAGCUAAUCAAGACCAAAAACAUGACCGACGAGGAACUGGAAAACUACAUGAGAAAGGGCAUGGCCCAGCAUCCGGUGGCGGACACCGCCUUUGACGACAGCGAUUUCCAGGAAGAAGAGGUGAAGAGGAGGAUGCGCACAGCUCGUCUAUCCCUGGCCGAGAGACGCGACAUUGAGCGCGAGGAAGCGCAGGCCCGUGGAGAGAAACGGAGGCCGUCAUCCUAUAUUACCACCCGCAGUCUCAUUGACGCUGCGGGACGGAAGCGGGAUCCGAGGGCCAGCAGUGGUGAUCUUUAUAGCACCAAGCGAUUGCUCCACGCCAGCUUAUCCAGCUUUUCGAACGAAAAGCAGCCUAGUAAGAAAGGUCAAGAAAAAAAGAGUCAACAAGAAGAAGAGGAAGAGGAAUAACAUAUUGACGAAAAAUUUAGCGCAUAAAUCAAAGUAAUAUUUGUUUUAUUUUUUUGAUUUUUAAUAUUAAAGGGACAAUUUAUCAAAAA